GAAGCAGUUGCUGAGCCAGCUCUGAUUUUCGGGAAGUCAGAUGACCUUUCCCCUGAGUUCCCUGUCUCUCCCUGCCCCUAAGGUGGCCACCAUGCACCCGCUCAUGGUUCUCCUUUGCCUGUUGCCCCUGUUCCCAGGCUCGAUUGCAGUCACGCCCUCCUGCCCUAAGAAUGUGAAUAUCUCCGGGGGCACCUUCACCCUCAGCAAGGGCUGGGCCCCUGGGAGCAUCCUCACCUACUCCUGCCCUCUGGGCUAUUACCCCGUUCCUUCAACGAGGCUGUGCAAGCUCAACGGGCAGUGGCAGACGUCCUCCAGAUCCAGCCGGCUGACAAAGGCAGUCUGCAAACCUGUUCGCUGUCCAUCCCCUGUGUCCUUCGAGAACGGUGUGUACACCCCGCGCCUGGGAUCCCACCCAGUGGGCAGCAACCUGAGCUUUGAAUGUGAAGAUGGCUUCAUGCUACGGGGCUCCUCCAUACGGCAGUGCCGUCCUAACGGCAUGUGGGAUGGGGAGACGGCUGUGUGUGAUAAUGGCGCUAGCCACUGCCCCAACCCCGGCAUUUCAGUGGGUGCAGUGCGAACUGGGUCCCGCUUUGGCCUGGGGGACAAGGUCAGCUACCGCUGCUCCUCCAAUCUGGUGCUCACGGGGUCUGCAUUGAGAGAAUGCCAGAGCAAUGGGAUGUGGAGUGGAACAGAGCCCAUCUGCCGCCAGCCCUACUCCUAUGACUUUCCUGAAGAUGUGGCCCCUGCCCUGGGCACAUCUUUGUCCCACAUGCUUGGAGCCACCAAUCCCACUCAAAAGAAUUCGGAAAACCUGGGGCGAAAAAUACACAUCCAGCGCUCUGGUCACCUGAAUCUCUACUUCCUUCUGGAUGCCUCUCAGAGUGUGGCCGAAAAAGAUUUUGAAAUCUUCAAGGAGAGCGUCAACAUUAUGGUGGACAGGAUCUUCAGCUUUGAGAUCAACGUUAGUGUCGCCAUUAUCACCUUUGCAUCAAGGCCCAAAGUUAUCAUGUCCGUCCUGUAUGACACAUCCCGGGAUGUGAUGGAAGUGAUGAGUCAUCUGGAAAAGGCUAACUAUAAAGACCAUGAAAAUGGGACUGGGACCAAUACCUUUGCGGCCCUGAAUUCUGUCUAUCUAAUGAUGAAUAACCAGAUGCAGCGCCUUGGUAUGAAUACGGCUGCUUGGCAGGAAAUCCGACAUGCCAUCAUCCUCCUGACAGAUGGAAAGUCCAAUAUGGGUGGCUCUCCCAAGGUGGCAAUUGACAAAAUCACAGAGAUUGUGAACAUCAACCAGAAGCGGAAUGACUACCUGGACAUCUAUGCCAUUGGGGUGGGAAAACUAGACGUGGACUGGAGAGAACUGAAUGAGCUGGGGUCCAAGAAGGAUGGAGAGAGACACGCGUUCAUUCUGCAGGACACGCAGGCUCUGUACCAGGUUUUUGAGCACAUGCUGGAUGUCUCCAAGCUCACAGACGUCAUCUGUGGGGUGGGGAACAUGUCCACCAAUGCCUCUAACCAGGAGAGGACACCCUGGCAUGUCAUAAUCAAGCCCCAGGGCCAGGCCACCUGCCGGGGAGCUCUCGUCUCAGACCAGUGGGUCCUCACUGCUGCUCACUGCUUCCGCCAUAACGGGGAUCGGAAACUGUGGCGGGUCAUUGUGGGUGAUCCCAGCCUCAGGAAUGGCCAAGAGUUUGAGAUCAAGGAGAUAGUGAUUUCCUCCAACUUUGAUGUCCGUGCCAAGGAGAACCAGGGGAUCCGGGAGUUCUAUGGAGAUGACAUUGCUCUGCUGCAGCUGGAGAAGAAAGUGAAGAUGUCCACCCACGCCAGGCCCAUCUGCCUCCCCUGCACAAUGGAGGCCAAUCUGGCUCUGCGGAGACCCCUGAGCAGCACUUGCCAGGACCACGAGAAGGACCUUCUGAACCAGUUGAGUGUUCCUGCUCACUUUGUGGGCCUGGAUGGGAACUCACUAAAUGUCCGUCUCAAGACAGGCUCAGAGUGGACAAAGUGUAUCCAGCCUGUCUCCAAAGACCAGGUCUGGUUCCCCAACUUGACAGAUGUCAAUGAAGUGGUGACAGACCAGUUCCUGUGCAGUGGGAGUGAGAAGAUGGAGGAUAAUCCCUGCAAGGGAGAAUCUGGGGGAGCAGUUUACCUUGAGAAGAGAUUCAGAUUUUUUCAGGUGGGCCUGGUGAGCUGGGGUCUCUACAAUCCCUGUGAAAAUGGCAAGAGAUACCCGCAUAAGAAGGUCCCAUCUUCCAGGGUCCCACGGGAUUUCCACAUCAAUCUCUUCCGCCUGCAGCCCUGGCUGAGGCAGCACCUGGGGGGAGUCUUGAACUUUCUGCCAUUGUGAAAGCUCCAUUCUCUACAUCUCACCCUCUUCACUUGGCUGUUCUGCCACCUGCAACCACCCUUCUGGUCCCUGAGCUCUGCACUUCCAUCCU
This is a messenger RNA of Suncus etruscus (white-toothed pygmy shrew), 2435 nucleotides long. It is a transcript of the gene C2, whose product is annotated as complement C2. Gene Ontology annotation, biological process: proteolysis; complement activation. The record is from RefSeq and is a predicted model, not a curated record. Gene Ontology annotation, cellular component: extracellular region. Gene Ontology annotation, molecular function: serine-type endopeptidase activity. NCBI's taxonomy places the organism in Eukaryota, Metazoa, Chordata, Mammalia, Eulipotyphla, Soricidae. The transcript has 18 exons. The coding region runs from base 41 to 2344 and encodes 767 amino acids.